AUGACCGAGGCAGAAGCAAGAUCAACAACAGUCAUUCGGGAUCUAAACCCUUCUGUCACUAGCUUCACCUGUCCCUUCAAUCGCUUCGCUCCGUUCGGCUACCGAAAGUUUGUAGCUGUCGGGCUUCGCAUGACAGCUCUUCGUCUCCAGCAAGGCAAUUCCACUCAAAUCUUUAUCGUUGCACCCAUUCCGCUCAAUGACGACAUCAGAAAUAAGCUCCGCUCCCUGGGUGGUGUAGAUUACAUCGCAGCAGACCUCGGCCACCACCUCUAUGUGAAAGAGUACCAAGACGAGUGGCCUGAGGCCAAAACCAUCGGAGUUCCCGGACUUCCUCAAAAGCGAAAUGACGUACGAUGGGAUGUGGUCUACGAAUCCAGAUGCAAGAAACCGGAGGCAGAGUUUGGGUGGAACGAUGUGGAGACUGUGAUUUUUGAAGGGUUCAUAACGUGGUGUGUUGCAUGGGUGCAUAAACCGACGCGGACGUUGGUGUGUACGGACUUGUUAAUGAAUCUUCCAUGUACAGAGCAAUAUGAUUACCCACCCUCCGAUCCCCUCUCCCGCGCGUUCGCCUUCGCCGCACACCCAUUUUCUACGUGGCAUAAACGUUUGAUCUACUACAUGGCUGGUGUUGAUGACAAUCUGAUGCGUCGGGAUGUGAAAGCGGUAUAUGAGAUGGAUUUCGAGGUGGUGAUCCCCAGUCAUGGAGAUGUCAUCGAGUCAGAGGGGAAGGAGGCAUGGUCGGAGUUGUAUGAGUGGUAUCUAAGGCCAGGAGUGGACAGUAUGAGUAAGAAGGUAAUGAGGGGCGUAUGGGGUAGGUGUUUGAAGUGGGGACGGUGGUAUUUUUUGAUGUGAGGAAGAAGAAGGUGCUGCCUGCGCUUCGUCGAUAGCUCGAUUAAAUCAUCGCUACACCCUCAAGAAUUCAAAGUGCUC
Saitoella complicata NRRL Y-17804 is the source of this 930-nucleotide messenger RNA. RefSeq lists its product as uncharacterized. The transcript has 2 exons. The coding region runs from base 1 to 852 and encodes 283 amino acids. The record is from RefSeq and is a predicted model, not a curated record. Lineage: Eukaryota; Fungi; Ascomycota; Saitoellomycetes; Saitoellales; Saitoellaceae.